Aspergillus sclerotioniger CBS 115572 is the source of this 714-nucleotide messenger RNA. RefSeq lists its product as uncharacterized. The transcript has 2 exons. Lineage: Eukaryota; Fungi; Ascomycota; Eurotiomycetes; Eurotiales; Aspergillaceae. The record is from RefSeq and is a predicted model, not a curated record. Bases 271 to 636 code for a protein of 121 amino acids.
CUUUGUACAAUCCCACCAAUCCAUACACAGUAUGUCCAGUCCCAAUCCGAGUGCACCCCUCCGUACUGCGGAUUGGCUGGCUGUAUUUUCUCCGGUCGCCCACUUCUCCCAAGGUGAGCAGUUCCUGGAUUUGUCCGAGUCCGAUGCCUCUUAUUUUGCCCUGGGCAUAUUUUAGGCCCUUGUUCCAAAGUUCUACCCACUAUGGCUUAACGAGAUCCGACUGCUGUGUAACCCUCCACUUCACACCAUUGGUUCCAAUACACCAAUAGCAUGAUCCCAGUGUUCCUCCACCAACCUCACCACAUCCUUCGCCUCCGUCCUUCCCACAUACUCUUCCAACCCAAAUCUGCCUUCCUCUCCAUCAUCCCCCUCAAUCCAGACAAGCUCCAUGACCUUAUACGAAAGCAGCACAUCGUGCGCUUCUUCAUAAUACACCCGUCGACUCCAAACAGGAACCCACACCGUCUCCCCCAGCACCGUAAUAGGAUGCUCCUCUCUGUGAUUAGACUGCACCUCUGGACCCCAGACUUUGCGCUCCGUGUGGAUAGUCGCCCCCGUUGCGUAUCUCUUCCCUGUGAUGAGAUAUAUACGUCUUUGAUUUGUGGGGUUCGCUAUGGUUGUGGGUGUCGGCGUUGAAGUUGACAGAGCCGGUUUGGAAUUAGACCCCCCGGAGGCAGGGGCUGGGGCUGAUGUAGAUCAAUAAGGUUAUCGUGG